UGAGAGAGGAAGUGCUCCAGCAAUGCCCGACAUUUCUUACAAUGCCCCCGGCGUAAGAUUGCAUCUAUAUCCCCGGAAAGCCGAGUGCUGCUGUAAAUAACAGUCGGCCGUGGGCAGCUGCUUCUGUUCGUCAGCCCCCCGGCGAGCUCCUCAGCGCUCCUCCAGCACCGCGCCGUCCUCCACUGGGGAGUUCUCCCUGGACUCUCCCUUGAAAGGGAAAUCUCUGAGACGAGGCAGCCCGCAGCAUCACCACCAAGCAAGCCGCAGCCCAGCAGGCACCAUCAGAAGGAGUUGUAAGCUGUGAUGGGUGAUUGGAGUCUCCUGGGAAACUUCCUCGAAGAAGUACAGGAGCACUCGACGACUGUAGGCAAAGUGUGGCUGACCGUUCUCUUCAUCUUCCGCAUCCUGGUGCUGGGCACAGCGGCCGAGUCCUCCUGGGGCGAUGAGCAGUCAGACUUCAUGUGCGACUCGGAGCAGCCGGGCUGUGUCAACGUGUGCUACGACGCCGCCUUCCCCAUCGCCCACAUCCGCUUCUGGGUGCUGCAGAUUGUUUUUGUUUCAACCCCCUCCCUCAUCUACAUGGGACAUGCCAUGCACACGGUGCGCAUGGAGGAAAAGCGGCGGCAGCGGGAGGAGGAGGACCGCGGCGGGGGCGGCGGGAGUGGGGACAAGGUGUAUCCCGAGGAAAAGGAGUCCGGGAAGGCGGAGGGAAUGGCAAGAAUUCACCUGAAGGGGGCGCUGCUCAAGACCUACGUAUUGAGCAUUCUGAUCCGUACAGUCAUGGAGGUCACCUUUAUAGUGGGACAAUACAUGAUCUAUGGCAUUUUCCUCAACGUCCUCUAUAAGUGUGACACAUGGCCCUGCCCCAACCCAGUCAACUGCUACAUGUCACGGCCAACAGAGAAGAACAUAUUCAUUGGCUUCAUGCUGGUGGUGGCGAGCGUCUCGCUCUUACUUAGCAUGUUGGAGCUGUACCACCUGGCCUGGAAGCAGUCCAAGCGCUGCCUCAAGGUCUGCACCACCUCCAGGACCCUCAACCGCCAGCCCAGCGCCAUAGUGACUGUGGCCCCUGAGCCCAAAGGCCCGGCCCACCCGUCCAUCCCUUGCACUCCUCCGCCGGACUUCAAUCAGUGCCUAGUGGCGGCUAGGCCACAUGCUACUAGCUGCCAGAUAUUCAAUGAUAGGAUGGCCCACCAGCAGAACUCAGCCAACCUGGCCACGGAGCGCCACCAAAGCCACGACAACCUGGAGGUAGAAGACUUCUUGCGGAUGAACUAUUCACAGGGCGGGGAGGUGUCCAAUGGCUGUGGUCCUCCCGAACUGCCCUCCCACAGCUUCUUCAAGGACAAACGCCGCUCCAGCAAGACCAGCGGCUGCAGCAGCCGGGCGCGGAAUGAUGACCUGGCUGUGUAGACCCCGGGGUGAGAGGCCUCCAGCAGCACUGACCCGUAGAUACACCCAGACACUGUACAAUCCCGACGACUGUGAGUGUACCUCUGACUGGAGACCGUGCAGUCAAGAGGAACACAAAUGUUGUAAAAGUUUGUUUGAUCGCGAGGAGCGGUUUAAAAACUGCUAGUUUGUACAUGGCACUCUGAUUAUCGUGCAACACCCUGCAAUCUUGAAACAUCAGAUGCAUGCAUAUCACAUUUUAAUCACAUGAAUUGUAGUAUGAUAAGAUCUAUCUACAAACAUAGAAUCAGCAUCUAUAAAAUAAAAGUUAAAACUGCAGUCAGCACCUGUUUGCACAUUUUGAACCUAAAAUCUUAGGCAGAAAAAAAAACAAUUUCCCAAUAUAGUGGUAUGUCUCGUCAUGAAAGGCAUAUGAGCUAUCUAAUAAAAUAGUAUGAUUGACCAUUAUUAUGAACACAGAGGUAGGUGACCAAAAGACUGAAUGAGAGUGCGGAAAGGGCUAUUCUCUAUAUCAUAAAGUUUGUUGCCAUCACUUGUGACUGAUGUGAACAGCAUAUAAACCCAUUUUUUGCAUAUAAAUCUCUUUGUGUAUGAAAAUGUCACUUUAUGUAUACCUGCUGUACUGGUUUUCAUUUCAUGUAUAUAAUUUUUUCAAAUUACUGUGAAUUUCUCCUUUUUUAAACUGUAAUUUGAUUUUGUCAGGUUAUUUUUAUUACAAAGCUUAUUUUGUUGAAUAAAUCAUGCAAGAGAAUGUACAAUUAAGCACAACAUGCUAAAGACAAAUGGUUUACAACAAGGUAAAGUUUAUUUUUAACACAAACAGAACCACUAAAAACUACAGCAAUUUUAGUUUCAUUCAAAUUUAAAACAAUAUAUAAUAUUUUAAUAUUCAGUACUGUGUGAAAGUCUUAGGCAGUCAAAGAAAAUGUGUAAAGCAAUUUAUCUGGGUAGUAAGUGCAUGCAUAUAUUUGCUCAGAAAGAAGCACAAUUCACCAUUAAAACAUAUACAAAUUAACAGUAAGACAAUAAAACUAACAAGAAUGUA
Paramormyrops kingsleyae is the source of this 2458-nucleotide messenger RNA. Its product is annotated as gap junction alpha-5 protein-like. Lineage: Eukaryota; Metazoa; Chordata; Actinopteri; Osteoglossiformes; Mormyridae. Gene Ontology annotation, biological process: cell-cell signaling; heart development; atrial cardiac muscle cell to AV node cell communication by electrical coupling. Gene Ontology annotation, molecular function: gap junction channel activity involved in atrial cardiac muscle cell-AV node cell electrical coupling. The record is from RefSeq and is a predicted model, not a curated record. Gene Ontology annotation, cellular component: connexin complex.